Messenger RNA from Tauraco erythrolophus (red-crested turaco), 771 nucleotides. Lineage: Eukaryota; Metazoa; Chordata; Aves; Musophagiformes; Musophagidae. The record is from RefSeq and is a predicted model, not a curated record.
CAGGACGAGGAGGGCGCCCCGCAGGUGAAGUUCCCGUGCCCGCUCGCCAUGUGGGAGCUCGGGCACUGCGAUCCCAAGAAAUGCACCGGGAGGAAGCUGGCCCGGAAGGGCUUGCUCCGAACCCUGCGCCUCCGCCAGAGAUUCGCGGGCCUCGUCCUCAGCCCCCUGGCGGCCGAGGACCUGUCGCCGGCCGACAGGCAUGUCAUUGCUCAGAGUGGAAUUGCAGUCAUAGAUUGCUCAUGGGCCAAAUUAGAAGAAACUCCCUUUAAUAGAAUGAGAGGAAGUCAUCUUCGGCUGCUGCCUUACUUGGUGGCUGCAAAUCCUGUCAACUAUGGUCGGCCAUGCAAGCUGUCCUGCGUGGAAGCUUUUGCUGCAGCUUUUUGCAUUGUUGGAUUCCCAGACCUAGCCACCAUUCUUCUAAGGAAAUUUAAAUGGGGUAAGGCAUUUAUUGACUUGAACAAAAAUCUAUUGGAAAAAUACGCAACCUGUCAUUGCCAGGAAGAAGUGCUGAGAGUUGAAAAGGACUUUUUAGCCAGUGUCCAAGAAACAAAAGACGAAGAAAUAGAUCCAUUUGAUGUUGACUCAGGAAAAGAAUUUUCUAAUCCCAACAGACCAAUGAAUUCCCCAGGACUAGUACAAAGUAAUGAAGAAUCUGAGGAAGACAGCAUGAACACCCCAGGUGAUGCCACUGAAAGCAGCCAUGAGAGCAGUUCAGAAGAUGAUGGAAAGUUGCUGCAACCACGGCCAAUCAAUCAACUAUUUGAAAUGUAA